CCCCAACCUACCCCUCCCCUCCCUCCUUCUGCCUGAGGAAUGAGAGGACCGCCGGAGAGGAAGAGCCGAAAUUCGCAUGUUUGAUUGAACAGAGGACAAGAAAGCGAAGGUGUUGUCGCCGAAAUGGAGGGAAAUACUUUGCCAGUCGCAGCAUCUCCCCACUCAGAUCUGAACUCAAACCCCACAAGGCCUGACCCAGAGGGGGAGAGCAGCCCCCCAAAGACAGACACCAUCCAGAGAAUGGAGUCUGCAGUUAAGAAGGAUACAGACCGAAGGUUCACUACCCCCAGAAAGUCUGACAUCAUCCCUCGAUCACCUGGAUCACCUGCAUCCCCUGUCUCCAGGUCAAAACAAGACAUCAUGAAGUCAGAGCAGAGGCAGAAGCUUGCCAAGGAGCGGAGAGAGGAAAAGGCCAAAUAUCUGGAAGAGCUCAGCAAGUUUCAAGCUGCAAAAAAGACCCAGUGGCUGGAGAAGGAGGAGAAGGCACGGCAGCUGAGGGAGCAGCAGCUGGAGGAGCGCCGCAGGAAGCUCGAGGAGCAGAGGAUCAAGGCGGAAAAACGGCGUGCCGCACUGGAGGAGAGACAGAAGCAGAAACUGGAGAAGAACAAAGAACGCUAUGAGGCAGCCAUCCACAGGUCAACCAAGAAGACGUGGGCAGAAAUCCGCCGGCAAAGAUGGUCAUGGGCUGGCGCGCUAAGCCAGAACUCCAGCCAGAAAGAGAGCAGAUGCUCUGUGUCAACGGUCAACCUGCCCAAACACGUGGACUCUGUUAUAAACAAGCGACUCUCCAAGUCCUCUGCCACGCUCUGGAACUCCCCAAGCAGAACCCGUAACCUUGCACUGAGUCCAUGGGAGAGCAGUAUAGUUGACCGGCUGAUGACUCCGACGCUGUCUUUCCUUGCCAGAAGCCGCAGUGCUGCUAGUGUCCUCAACAAUGGCAAAGAUGGUCACUCUCCUCUCUGCCCCCGUUCGGCCUCGGCCAGUCCCCUCACCCUGUGCGCCCACCAGCCCCACCACCGCUGCUCCGACCGCUGGAGGGUGACGUCUAGCACACCAGACAUCACCCAGCGCCAACACAGACGGAGCUCCACACCCAUGGAUAAAAACAAGAAAGAAAAGAGAGACAAAGAACGGGAGAAUGAGAAGGAGAAAAGUGCCCUCACUAAGGAGAAAGGGCUCAAGAAGAGACAGUCUCUACCCAGUAUGAGACACAGACCUGAUCCAAGUCCCAGUCCUUUAUCAAGACAACGGCCGUCAUCCCCAGCCACACCCAAGGGCAGAACCGCCUCCCCCAGCCCUGCUGCCUCCCCCAAGCCUCCAUCAUCACGUGGAAGCCCGUCGACUCCUAAGGGCCGGCCAAAAAGAGCCAGGACCCCUGCCAGGGUGGACCACCGAACCUCCUCCCCUGUCUCCCUUGAGAGAGUGAAGGAGCCUCGCAGGCCCGCCACCCCUGAGGAGAGAAAGAGUUCCCCUGUGGUUCCUGCCAUUGUAGUAUCCUCAACUGCUGCCUCACCCCAUGCAUCAAGCACACCAGUUACAACCACAGCCACUUCCUCCUCACCUGAGCCGAUCCACUCAGCUCCUUCUGGCCCCGCAGCGUCACCCACACCCUCUCCGUCAGCCAAGCCCAUGGCAGGCACCAACGACCCAGAGGAGGCAGCUCGCAUACUGGCAGAGAGACGCCGGCAGGCCCGAGAGCAGAGGGAGAGGGAGGAGCAGGAACGCCGCAAACAGGAGGAGAAGGAGAGAAUCCUGAGAGAGGAGCGAAUAGCAAGGGAGGCAGAGGAGAGGCGACGCAGGGAGGAGGAGGCCCGUGCCAUGGCGGAGGAGCAGCAGAGGAGAGACGAAGCCCAGAGGCUGCAGGAGGAGAAGGAGGCCCAGGAGAGAGCCAAAGCCGAGCAGGAGGAGAACCUACGCCUGCAGAAACAAAAAGAAGAGGCUGAGGCCAAGGCCCGGGAGGAGGCAGAGAAGCAGCGUCUGGAGAGGGAGAAACACUUCCAGAAGGAGGAGCAGGAGAGGCUGGAGAGAAAAAGGCGUCUGGAGGAGAUCAUGAAGAGGACACGCAAGACAGACACAGGCGACAAGAAAGAGACAAAGUCCUCCCCACUUGCACACAUCAAUGACAAAGAGGCAGAGAGCAGCAAAGCAUCUGCUGACUAUCAGCCAAAGCCAGAGGUCAAUGUGCCCAAUAACAAGACAGAAAAUGGACAGAAAAAUGUCAAAGAAAGCAGCCCCUCAGUCCAAGUGGUCAACGGAGUCCAGCCUACUAGACAUGAAAAUGGUCUGUCCACUAAAGGAGACCCUGCCCACUUUGAAGAUAUCAUCCAUCUCGCCAAUCAUGGCAACACCACUAACGGAGCACGGGAUACGUCUGAGACCAACAUGGCCACCGAGCCUAUACUCACGUUUGAAAGUGAGGAGUCAUUCAUGAAAAAGACAGGCCCCAUGAAGCCUCAGCAUGUUGCAGAAGUCCUGUGACGUGUUCCAGUGUUGAAGUGCUCAUCGCCUUAGGCCGCUGACCUUUCCCAGCCCUGCCAACGCUUGCAUUGGGGAGCCCUGUGACCUGUGCCAAUCAACAUCCUUCUUCUAAGCUCGUAAAAGCAAACAUUUCUCUCUGAGCAUAAAGUGGGCCACAGUAGAUGAUGACCAGCCAUCAGGACAGAAGAGAGAAAGACAUAACAGGAUGAAAGGUGUUGCUUCAUACAACACAAGUGCAUCAGUGUUAACAUUUUUUAAGAUCUUUGUGGCACCGCUUCUAGGCACCUUAUUACUUGACAGUAUCAUCCUUUGUACAGUACAGUACAGCCGAGUAAUUAUUAUGAUAAGCUGAAAAAGAAGUGUUUGUUUUCUUUGUUCUUUAGUUAUUUAACUGAAAGAGAAAUAUAAAAGACUGGGUACAUUUUUGUGAAUAAUGUAAAUGAAAUUUGUGUGUCAGACAAAGGAGGAGAGGGUCUGUCGAUUAAAGUUGUAUGAAAGGGAGUCAUUUUAUGCUGAGUAAAACCCAGGUAUUAUACAUCCUGGUCUGUAAAAAGAUUCGUGUAACAGUUUUUUGUUUUUUUUUUUUUUUUUUUUGUGUAAAGUUAAACUGAGAAAUCUGGAGAAAGAUUUGAAAUGUAAGAUCACAUGCAAUGGCUUCCUACUGUGUGUAAACAUACCUUCUGUUCAUACCUAAACCUCAGCUAUGAUUGAUUGUAUGCAAAAUUGGAUGCAAUGAUGAGUGUGCAACCUUGACAUUUAAGAAACUAGAAGUCAUCUAAGGUCAAGUCCCUAAAAACAGGGAAUUACUCCAGUAUGUAACAGUUUUCACAUGUGCAAGCAUGACUCAGUUUUCUCUCAUUUGCAUUGAAGUUCCAUGGACUCAUAUGUAUUUGAAAAGCUGAUGCGUGUAAAUGCUAUAAAUUUAUUUUGAUGUGCGUUACAAGGUCAGUGGGAGUAUCUUAAGUCUUAUUAAAGACAAGCUGUCCAAUC
Molecule: messenger RNA, 3468 nt
Organism: Xiphias gladius (swordfish)
Lineage: Eukaryota; Metazoa; Chordata; Actinopteri; Istiophoriformes; Xiphiidae
Gene: map7d1a
Product: MAP7 domain containing 1a
Exons: 19
Coding region: 124-2478 (784 amino acids)
Biological process (GO): microtubule cytoskeleton organization
Cellular component (GO): microtubule cytoskeleton
Source: RefSeq, a predicted model, not a curated record